AUGGCGAGCAGCUAGCGGAGUCGUUGUGUGCAUUCAAUCCUGAAGGUUUUGGGUUUUUCUGUCAGGGUUAAAGCAAUACAUUUUAUUUUACUUUUGGUAUCUAGAGGUGUGUGAGUAGGGCGUUCUGCUCUACGGGUUUUAUUUAAAUAAGAGGGUGAAGGAGACGCACCGGCAACAUGGGGCGACGUUCAACCUCCUCCACCAAGAGUGGGAAGUUUAUGAACCCCACCGACCAGGCUAGAAAGGAAGCCAGGAAAAGGGAGUUGAAAAAGAACAAGAAGCAGAGAAUGAUGGUGAGAGCAGCAGUACUGAAGAUGAAGGACCCCAGACAGAUCAUCAGAGACAUGGAGAAGCUGGAUGAGAUGGAGUUCAACCCAGUUCAGCAGCCUCUACUGAAUGAGAAGGUGUUGAGGGACAAGAGGAAGAAGCUACGUGAGACAUUUGAACGCAUUGUUCGUCUGUAUGAGAGAGAGAAUCCUGACACCUACAAGGAACUACGCAAACUAGAAUUGGACUAUGAGACCAAACGUGGGCAGCUGGCUCUUUAUUUUGACUCAGUCAAGAAUGCAGAGUCAGUGGAGGUGGACAGUAUCCCUUUACCAGAUAUGCCUCAUGCCCCCUCCAAUAUCCACAUCCAGGACAUCCCACUACCAGGGGCUCAGCCUCCCUCUAUAUUGAAGAAGAGUUCCACUUUUGGUAAAGGACCUCUCUCGUCAUCCUCUGGACCAGUGUUGGCAACAGUGCCAGGUGUCCCACGUUUACCUCCGGGGAAAAAGCCCCCUGGCCCUCCACCUGGACCCCCACCUCCACAGGUCCUGGCACUGUACGGCAUUCCUGCUCGACGAGCUUUUGGCGUAGAUUCAGAGCCUUCCAUUCCUGGUUUAGAAAAGGACUCUGCGAUGGAGCUGGGAAGAGAUCGAGAUAGUGGCAGUGAGAGCGACAGAGAUCGGGAGGAUGUGGAUGAUGAUGACAGCGACUCUGAAGAGGACAGUGAAGAAGAGCGAGAUGAAGGGGUAGACGGUGACCAGAGAAUGAUUCUGGACAGGCAGGAUGAUGAGAGGGAAAGAGAGGAGGAAAGAGACAGAAAUGAAAGGCAUGCUGGUCGCAGUGUACGUUUCGCAGAUAUGCCUCCAGAGGCACCCCGUGAAGGAAAAAGGAAGAAAAAGAGGCUGGUGAAGAAAACCAAGGCCAUUACCCCUCUGCAGGCCAUGAUGUUAAGGAUGGCAGGUCAGUCAGUUCCUGAAGAGGAGGAAGAAGAAGAGGUAGAGGAGGAAUACACAGAUGAAUCUGACAGCUCAGACAUUGAGGACAGGGGGCCGCCAGGUGACAACCAGUCCCACCUCAUGGCCAAUCAGCGUCUACCCCCUCCUGCUGGGCCAGUGGGACAGCAAGGGCCUCCACACAUGCAAGGUCCACCAAUGACUGGUCCUCCACCACUGGGUCCACCCCCAGCUCCUCCGAUGAGGCCUCCUGGUCCACCCUCUGGCCCGCCUCCUGGCCCACCACCAGGUGCCCCUCCAUUCUUGAGACCUCCUGGGAUGCCUGGGGGCAUGAGGGGUCCAAUGCCUCGACUUCUGCCUCCAGGACCUCCACCAGGUCGACCCCCUGGCCCUCCACCAGGCCCACCUCCUGGCCUGCCUCCAGGCCCCCCACCACGUGGACCCCCUCCCAGACUACCACCCCCAGCACCACCAGGUAUCCCACCUCCUCCCCCAAGAGCAGGAGGGCCCCCACGUCCACUUGCCCCACCACUCUCCCUCUUCCCUCCGCCUCUCAACUCCAAUGUUCUCAGUGCUCCUCCCAACAUUGUCCAGCGGCAAAAAGGCUCAGGAUCCAACCAGGACAGUUCACAGAGCAACUUACCACCCCCUGCCAUGCCCAUGCGACCGGGUGUCAUGCAGAUGCCCCCUCCCCCAGGGACAGCUGCCGCUUCCACGGGCAACAAUCCAGGCAGCAACCCCCCCGGCCACCACCAUGCAGCCACCAUCGAAAAACGAGCCAACAUCACAUCUGUUGCAGCCGCAGGAGGCAACAUGGCAGCAGGUGCCAGUUCUGGUGGGGCCACCAUCUCUGCCAAACCUCAGAUUAUCAAUCCAAAGGCAGAGGUCACCCGCUUUGUGCCCACGGCACUGAGGGUGCGUAGGGACAAGAGCGGAGCAAUGCCCGGGGCAGCAGCAGGGCCUCUGGAGAAAGUAGGGGGUGGUGUUUCUGGAAGGAGGGGAGAUGAUGGCAUUGGAGGUGGACAGGGGCAGAAACAACAGGCAGCAGCUGCUCCAAUGGGCUUGGUCAACUCGGCCCAGAUGGGUGCUGUGUCUCAGCCCAGCAUGAAGACUAAGGACCAGGUGUAUGAAGCCUUUAUGAGGGAGAUGGAGGGUCUCCUCUGAAACUUAAGAGAGCAUUGGGAGGAAUGUUCAGUCGAGUGCUCUGAACAACAUGAGCGUAUUAGUUUUGUGUGUUUUCUUCGCUGAGUAAUAGAGGUAGCUGUCUUCAAGGCAUUCAACUAGAUCUGUUUUCCUUUAGCAAACCAAGGAAGGCUGCUACCUUCUCAGCACUGGUCUCAGCUGACUCGUCUUCAUUUCAUCUGGACUAUUAUUUUUUUGUAUCUAGAGAGAAUGCCAGUUUGAUUUACAUACUUAAUCUGGUUAUAUUGCUAAUUGGAAACAUUGGGAUUGGUUGCUAUUCCAUUAAGCAACUCAUAAAAAACACUACUCUGCAUUAAAAAAAAUGCCAGACUAUCAAAUGCUACAUUGAAUUAUUUUUUUCUCCAGCCAACAAUUUCUCAUUCGACAUGACCAGAAAAGGCAUUUUCUUAUUAUUGUUUAACUGUCAACUGUUCAUUUUAUUAAUGAUCUCCUAAACGUGUUGGACAAAGAUGUGAAAUGUUUGUCAGCCACAGACAAAAUACAUGUUUGAAACUGUUUGACCUGCAGCUAAAUAAAUACUUCCGAAACUG
Seriola dumerili (greater amberjack) is the source of this 2953-nucleotide messenger RNA. RefSeq names its product WW domain binding protein 11 (gene wbp11). Lineage: Eukaryota; Metazoa; Chordata; Actinopteri; Carangiformes; Carangidae. The record is from RefSeq and is a predicted model, not a curated record. The transcript is spliced from 12 exons. Gene Ontology annotation, biological process: mRNA cis splicing, via spliceosome. Gene Ontology annotation, cellular component: spliceosomal complex. The coding region runs from base 177 to 2384 and encodes 735 amino acids.